Paramecium pentaurelia is the source of this 274-nucleotide messenger RNA. The record is from the annotation of a GenBank genome assembly. Lineage: Eukaryota; Ciliophora; Oligohymenophorea; Peniculida; Parameciidae.
UAAUGAAAAACUCAACUAAGAAAUUGAGUUUGUACUUUAAUAAACUGUAAAAAAAUAAUUUAAUCAAAAGGUCGUAUCAACUAAUAAGAAGAGAAAUUGAAAGGAAUAUUCAGAGAUCUACUAUCAGUAUAUAAUAGAAUCAAUAUAUAAAUAUUGAAUAAGUACUAAUUAAUAUAAUAAGAGGGGGGAUAUAAGUAUAAAUUCUCAUGAUUGAACACAAACUCAUCUAUUAAGGACUAAAUUUUUAAAUGUGGAAUUCAAAUGAAAUGUGAAA